CAUCACCUAAACCAAAUACAGCUCAUAAUCUCUUGCAAGAGAAGAGACUAGAAAUGGGUUAUCUAUAAUAUUCUCUCUCUCUCUCUCUCUCUCUCAUUUCACAACCUUUUUGUUUUCAUGCAUUUAACUUAGUACUUGAACUUGAUCACCUGCUCUCUCUAUAUCGCAUCUCUCUCCGCUGGCCUCCAAGAAUUAAAACAUAAGUCUUACUUAACUUACAUGUCUUAUUCAUGCCCGUAUCUAACCAAACACACAAAUUUAAUCUUUCCAUAUACCUCAUCGUCAAACUUUCCAUUUCAUACUCAACCACUCAAGCCAAGAAACCCCACGAAAAAAUCAAUUAAAAAAACAACCAUUUCUAUAACUAGCUAUAGCUCUCAAGAAACCAAAAUACCACUACUCUCUCCUCCAUAUUCACGUAUAUAUCCAACAAUAUUCGUGCAUUCAUUGAGCAUUUAUCCUAAAAAACCUAUUCAUCUUCUUUUUCUUUCAAGAACAUACUAGUCUACAUUUCACCAUUAUUACAUGCACCCCUCAUUAGAUUUUCCAUCAAAAUUUAACAAAUAAUACUAAGAUACCCAUCAAUGGAGACGCAUGUGAAGUCCCAACCCAACCAAGAGCUCUCUAUCUCAGCUCGUUCACUAUCAUCCUCAUCUUCUUCUUCAUCAUCACCAACAUCUUCUUCUUCUUGUUAUAAUGUUACUAUUGUUCCUCUUUCUUUCUCUCCUGUUCAGACAAAGCCUCAAGGAACCAGACCACCAUAUGAUCAUGGGACUAAUCAUGAUGAUGAUCAGUUGCUUGAAAAUGGAGAGGUGUACUCUAUGGCUGCUGGGUCAGCCAUUGAUAAUAUUGAAGAGCUGAGAUUCAUUGGCAUCAUGGGCAACGGUGGGAUGGAGUGGAAGAACGUGGAGGAAAGAUUCAAUCAGCUCGCCUUCACUCAGAAUAGUGGCCCUGAACCGCUCAUGAAAUGGUCAGAUUUCGGUAUUUGUAUAGGGAUGCAACAAUCCCCCGAAUUUGCUAAUGAGCUAUUAAGGGCACUAAGAGGAACAAGGGACUGGAAAUUUCAUAUCACAAAAUGUGAGCUUCACUGUUUCUGGUGUCGCAUGAUGGACCCCUCCUUCGAUUCAAGAAUACGAAUUUUCUUUGACAUGUGUGAUAGAGACAUGGAUGGAAGAAUUACUAAGAUGGAGAUUAAGCAGACUAUUUUGUUAAGUGCUUCCACCAAGAAGCUGUCUUUGACUCACGAGGAAGCAGAAUGCUAUGCCACUUUGAUCAUGGAAGUGCUUGACACUGAAAACCUCGGCUACAUUGAGCUAUCUCAAUUCAAGACUCUCUUUAAAGUAUACUUAUCAAGGGGCUCAAUUCAAAACAAUCAAUUAUCAAUCACACAUUCUCCUUAUCACAAUGACCCCUUUCAAGAACCAUUGUCAAAGGCCGAAGUACUAUUUCGAUCCUAUUGGCGACGUGCAUGGAUUGUUUUGCUUUGGUUAACCGUGUGCUUUGCUCUCUUUGCUUGGAAAUUCAUUCAAUACCGUCAUAGAACAGCUUUUGAAAUCAUGGGCUAUUGCCUCUCCACUGCCAAGGGUGCUGCGGAAACUUUAAAAUUCAACAUGGCUUUGAUUCUCCUACCUGUUUGCCGUAACACAGUUACAUGGCUUCGCAAACAUCGGUGGAUCAACUCCAUUGUUCCAUUUAACGACAAUAUCGACUGCCACAAGAUGAUUGCAGGAGCGAUAGUAAUAGGUGUGAUCCUACAUGGGGGUACACACCUUGCUUGUGAUUUCCCAAGAAUCAGUGAAUCAGACCAUACACUGUUCCGGCAAACAAUAGCUGCUGGAUUUGGGUACCAUCAACCAUCAUACAUUGAGAUAUUGUGCACUACAGAGGUGGCAACAGGAAUUGCAAUGGUCAUAUUAAUGACGAUCGCAUUUUCACUAGCAACAAAGUGGCCAAGACGCCAAUCACCUUCACUACCAAGGUCUGUCCGAAGGGUCACUGGAUAUAACACCUUUUGGUACUCGCACCACUUGUUCGUUCUUGUCUAUGCAUUGCUCAUUAUUCACUCCUUGUUCCUCUUCCUAACCGAUAAACUAAAUGAAAAAACGACGUGGAUGUACAUAGCCAUUCCCGUUUUAUUAUAUAUUGGUGAGCGAAUCUUUCGAGCCAUAAGAUCAGGGUUGUAUGAAGUGGAAAUUUUGAAGGCAAGUAUUUAUCCAGGAAAAGUUGUGUCCCUCAAAUUGCAAAAACCAGAAGGUUUUAAGUACCAUAGUGGCAUGUACAUAUUCAUUCAAUGCCCUCACAUUUCACCUUUUGAAUGGCAUCCAUUCUCUUUAACUUCAGGACCAGAAGAUGACUACCUAAGUGUGCAUAUUAGAACUCUUGGAGAUUGGAGUUAUAAUAUAUACAAUCUCUUCCAAGAGGCUAAAUUAUCUGGGCCAAAGGAGUGCCCAAGAAUAUACAUAGAUGGACCCUAUGGUGCUGCUUCUCAAGACCAUGUCAAAUAUGAUAUUGUCGUGCUAAUUGGCCUUGGCAUAGGAGCCACACCUUUUAUGAGCAUCCUCAAAGAUGUUGCUAACAGUAAUCCAAAGGCACAUUUUGAUCAUACUGGUUGCGGAGACUGUAGCAUAAAAAAAGGUCCAUUAAAAUCCUAUCUUUAUUGGAUUACAAGAGAACAAAGCUCCUUUGACUGGUUUAGAGAUGUCAUGAAGGAGAUAUCAAAUUCUAACCAACAGCAGUCCGUUAUAGAGAUGCAUAACUUCCUAACAAAUGUGCAUCAAGAAGGAGAUGUGCGAUCAGCAUUAAUAAGCGCAAUUCAAGCCUUGUAUCAUGCUAAGAAUGGAAUUGACUUUAUCUCCGGGACUCCGGGACACACACAUUUUGCCCGGCCAAACUGGUUUAACAUUUUCUCAAAAUUGGCUCGUCAACACAGAGGAACAAAGAUUGGGGUUUUCUACUGUGGGCCAUCAGCUUUAGCAAAAGAGUUGGAAAGGUUAUGCAUCAAAUUCUCCACCAAAACCUCUACUAGAUUUGUAUUUCACAAGGAGAACUAUUAAAUGUUUUCAUAACCACCCUAAUGGGUGUUGUACCAAUUCCACCAAUGACAAGGCCAUAAAAUGCCCUUAAGAUUGAAUUGUAUAUUAUCAUAAUAUGAUGCUCUCUCUCUUUCUCUCUCAUGCUGCUUUAGUGACUAUAAGACAAGCCCAUGCAGCUUCAACCAGAAGGAUUUUUUCAAAUAAAUUUAAAAAAUAACAAGAUGCUGUAAUUUGAGAGUUGCAGCUUGCAGGUGGUACAAGGGCAGAUAAGAAAUAUUGAAAUAAUCUAGUUUUGAGGAUUCUAAUUUUGGUUACAAUGCAUCGAAAAUGCAAAACUCAUUCUUCAGAAAAUGCAUUUUACAUAACUCGAAAAAAAUUGCUAAACUCCUCAAAAGUUGACUUGUAGCACCUAAUCAUCAAACUGAAAAUAUAAAAUGAUUAUGAAACAUUAUUGUCCAUUUAGGACCAAUGCCACCAAUCAAAGAAUAGACUCAUGCCAUUGACCUUAAAACUAAAGGACAUAGAGUUCUUAUUUUGUGUAACAAGUUAUAUAUAAAACAUUUCUGAAGAACAUGAGA
Molecule: messenger RNA, 3610 nt
Organism: Quercus lobata
Lineage: Eukaryota; Viridiplantae; Streptophyta; Magnoliopsida; Fagales; Fagaceae
Product: respiratory burst oxidase homolog protein A-like
Exons: 14
Coding region: 585-3053 (822 amino acids)
Cellular component (GO): plasma membrane
Molecular function (GO): NAD(P)H oxidase H2O2-forming activity; peroxidase activity; calcium ion binding
Source: RefSeq, a predicted model, not a curated record